Molecule: messenger RNA, 1139 nt
Organism: Exaiptasia diaphana
Lineage: Eukaryota; Metazoa; Cnidaria; Anthozoa; Actiniaria; Aiptasiidae
Product: mannose-P-dolichol utilization defect 1 protein
Exons: 5
Coding region: 18-752 (244 amino acids)
Source: RefSeq, a predicted model, not a curated record
UCCACCGAAAAAAAAAGAUGGCUGCUGAAGGGUACUUCUUUACUCCUCUUGUUCUGCUGAUUCUUCCCAAGAAAUGCCACGACGAAUUCUUUGUCAAGUUUAACUUCUUUCAUGCUCAGUGUUUGAAGCUUGCCAUUAGUAAAGCUCUAGGAUAUGGGAUAGUUGUGGGAUCUUCUAUUAUCAAGAUUCCACAAAUAAUCAAAGUGCUAGCUGCUGGAAGUGUUGAAGGUCUUAGUCUUAUGUCAUUUGUAACUGAGCUUGUUGCAACUACAUUGACAACUGCUUACAGCAUACAGAAAAGCUUUCCUUUCAGUACUUGGGGCGAAAGCUUUUUCAUGAGUAUUCAAACAUCAUUGUUGAUAGUCCUGUAUUUCCACUUCAAUCGUAAACCAUCAUCUGCUGCAAUAUUUUUUGCCAUCUAUUCCAUGGUUGUCUAUAUUCUUCUGUCCAAAUACAUGUAUCAACACUUGCUUACCCAGUUUAUGUCACUUGUUAUACCUCUGAUGGCCAUUAGCAAGGUACUACAAAUAGCGGCCAAUUUCAGGCAUGGCCACACAGGACAACUGUCAUUUCUCAUGGUUUUCUUGCUGUUUGUUGGAGCCGUUGCACGUAUCUUCACCACCGUACAAGAAACUGGUGACCUCAUCAUGCUUUCCACCUAUUGCAUGACAACAUGUCUUAAUGGAAUCUUAGUAACUCAAGUGUUGUAUUAUUGGAAUGCGAAAGUUGUUGAGCAUCAAAAGUCAGACUAGCUUUAUAUCAUAAGCAGUUUAUACAAAUAAAAAUAUGUAGUUGAUUGCUAACUUAGAAUAGGGCUAACUCUUUUAUUUACUUUAGGGGUUUUGCAUGGCUAAGAACAAAUUUUUGUGACCUUCUAGUUUAUAACAGUUAUGCACGGUUUUCUUUAACCGUAGAUACGCAGAAAUAUUUAAUCUAAUAUACAUAAUUUGUUCUGAAAAAAAUAAAGUUCUUUAAAGGUUUUAUCUGAAGCCAUAUUUUGAGUAUCAUGGUAGAGGAGUUUAAGUUUACUGUAAACCUUCGCUACAGUUUGCAAAUCCCUAAGUUUAAAAAAUAUUUUUGCUUUUUUGAAAAUAAUCUUAACAUGUUAUAUAUCAAAUUAAAGCUCUUUGAAUGAAGAA